GCCGCACCACCUCCUCCUUCUCUCCUCCCUUUGUGCGGUUGACAAGCUCCUUCCUUCUCGGUCGGGACUGGAACACACAGAGAUAAUGGCUGUACCUCCCACCUACGUUGACCUUGGAAAGUCUGCCAGGGAUGUUUUUACCAAGGGAUAUGGCUUCGGGCUCAUAAAGCUGGACUUGAAAACAAAGUCUGAGAAUGGACUGGAGUUCACCAGCACAGGCUCUGCCAAUACUGAGACCAGCAAGGUUGCUGGAUCCCUGGAGACCAAGUACAAGUGGUCGGAACAUGGACUCACCUUCACAGAGAAGUGGAACACCGACAACACCCUGGGAACAGAGAUCACCCUUGAAGACCAGUUGGCUAAGGGGCUGAAGUUGACGUUUGAUUCCUCUUUCUCACCAAACACCGGCAAGAAGAGCGGCAAGAUCAAGACAGGCUACAAGUGUGACCACAUCAACCUUGGCUGUGACGUUCACUAUGACAUCAAUGGUACAGCCAUCCAUGGUGCAGCAGUGGUGGGCUACGAGGGCUGGCUGGCCGGCUACCAGAUGACCUUUGAGGCCGGCAGGAACAGGAUCACCCAGAGCAACUUUGCGGUUGGAUACAAGACUGACGAGUUCCAGCUCCAUACGAAUGUAAAUGAUGGCACUGAGUUUGGUGGCUCCAUCUACCAGAAGGUGAAUGACCAGCUGGAGACUGCCGUCAAUCUGGCCUGGACUGCUGGAAACAGCAACACCCGCUUUGGCAUUGCUGCCAAGUAUCAGAUUGAUCCUGAUGCAUCCUUCACUGCCAAGGUGAACAACUCCAGCCUCGUUGGCCUGGGCUACACUCAGACCCUGAAGCCAGGCAUCAAGCUGACACUCUCCGCUCUCCUUGAUGGCAAGAACAUUAAUGCUGGUGGCCACAAGCUUGGUCUUGGCCUCGAGUUCCAAGCGUAGGAGGAGCAGACAGAUACCCUUCCAGUCCUCCCAGCGCACAUGCAUUCCCCACCAAAAAAAUAAAAAUCCAAAUCCUUUAUUGAUUUAGCUAGCCCUCACAAAACCCUUGUUUCCCCUAGACGUGCUACAGCUGGAAGCAAGGCAGCAUAAAGGUUAAAUUGUUCUGACGAUCUACCACUUUUAAAGGACCACUUUAAGGGAACAUUAUAUUUUGAAAAUAACGAGCCCAGUUCAGAACAAAACUUCAACCGUUUAACAGAAACUUUUAUCUUGAAUUGUGUAGCUUGCAAGGGAAAAGUAGCCUUGAGUACACUCGUGUUGGCCUCACUCUUUGUCAUUUCACUAUAUUCAUACACAACGCUUUAAUUUGUGUGUGUCUCUCUGCUUUCCAAUGCAGAUAAAAGGGAAGAUCAAAACUAGUUCAGCCCAAAAUGCAAAAAGGGCUUGAGACACAGCGUACAGUUGAGUAGUCACACCACCAGAGGGUGCUGUUGCAUUGCACCACUAAGCACUCCCCACUCAAAAGAAGUAGUGGUGAAAUAAUUUUAUUUGAUCACUUUUGCACUGGAGAGCUCGAGUGUUUGUCUGGAUAUAUUAUAAAAUGGGAAGGGUUAGUUGUCCCUGAUGUAAGCGGCUGUCAGUAGCUCAAAGAGACACUACACCCCAAUGCGUACAUUCUGUGUUUUCGUCUCACUUGUCUUUUGUGUCUGUGCAUUGGUGUGAAUCAUGUCUUUUGUUACAUAUAGCAAAAAGAAUAUUAUUUUAUUGACAGUCUUGCAUAGUUGAAUCCACCUAUGAAGUCUUAACUGUCAAUUCUUCCUGGUCGAGCAAACGAAAGGAAACCUAUCACGCGCACAGUUGAACAUCUCUCGAUAAGUAUUUCUUUGAAGGAGAAUGAAAAGAGUAAAUACAGUGGACAGGAAAUGGCAGUCUUCCACAACUGGUUAUGGGAAUCAUGCUUAGUGUACUUGACAGUAUUGUCAUUCCCUGAAAUAAAUAAAGAAUAUCUUGAACCAG
Seriola dumerili (greater amberjack) is the source of this 1954-nucleotide messenger RNA. RefSeq names its product voltage dependent anion channel 1 (gene vdac1). Gene Ontology annotation, cellular component: mitochondrial outer membrane. The record is from RefSeq and is a predicted model, not a curated record. The transcript has 9 exons. Gene Ontology annotation, molecular function: voltage-gated monoatomic anion channel activity. Gene Ontology annotation, biological process: monoatomic anion transmembrane transport. NCBI's taxonomy places the organism in Eukaryota, Metazoa, Chordata, Actinopteri, Carangiformes, Carangidae. The coding region runs from base 86 to 937 and encodes 283 amino acids.